AUGGCUGCUUCUAGUUCAUCGUUAGUCGAUUCAUCAAUAAUUAACAAUGAUCAAUCCAUUCAGAUCUGUGAUAUAGAAACCUCUUCAACUGAUAAAAAAAGGAAUAAAACAAUAUCUGCAAAUAGUAAAAUAAUAUCGAAACGAAAAAUGACAUAUAAAGAACAUCGUGAAGUAAUUUAUAAAUUAAAUCAAAUUAAGCAAAUUAUACAUGAAGAAAAUUUAAUACAUGAAAAAAUAAAUCGUAUAAACUUAGAAAAACAACAUGUACGAAGUUUAUUACUCCUCCUUCAUGUUGUAGAUUCAAUUGAUGGAAUGAAAUAUUCACAACAUGGUUAA
Rotaria sp. Silwood1 is the source of this 336-nucleotide messenger RNA. NCBI's taxonomy places the organism in Eukaryota, Metazoa, Rotifera, Eurotatoria, Philodinida, Philodinidae. The record is from the annotation of a GenBank genome assembly.